AUGUUGACGUUGUGUUGUGUUAUUGUUGGUGGUGGUUUAGUGAGUGGUGAAUCUUAUCAUCAAUUUGAUCCAGAGUAUUGUUGUAUUAUUUUACGUAUAAUUGAUGUUCUCAUCCAUUUAUUGAUGCUCAGCGAUGAAUUUAAACAACACGUAUUGAUCAAUCGAAAUGUACUGCAUAACAGUUUAUUGCCAUUUUUAAUGUCUCAUAGCCAUCAGAUAAGAUUACAUAUUCUAAGAAUUUUCUCAAUCAUUCAUGGUGACGUAAUAAUGCAUUCGACUGAUUGUAGUAAUCCGAAUGAUCAUUUCGAAUCGACCAUAGUAAAUAUUAUUGAAAAAUGUUUAAAAACUGAACGAAUACAACUUGGUUUUCAAACUGUACGUGAUUUUUUAAUGUGUAUCCUAGCCUUACAUGCUGAUCGUGAUGUGAAAUAUUGUAAAGAAGCAGCUGAGAUUGCUCUACACUAUCUAUUCGGUUUACUUCAUGUUCAAUUCACUGCAAUUUGGUCAUCAUUGUAUGAAGCAAUUGCAAGUUACACGGAAUUUUCAACUGGAUCGUUGAAAAAUAAAUCAACUCCAUGCCAGAAGAAUUCAACAAAUGAAUUACAUUCAAGAGAAAAACAAUGGUCUAUUGAAUGUAGAAAUCUAUUUUGGAGUAUAUUUCAACCAUUGUUAAUGAAGGUUGAAGCGAAAAUUAUGGAUUCUAACAAUGGUAAAGAUUCAAAAGAACCCAAUUCCAAUCCGAAUGAAACCAACUUGUAUACUUGCUCGUAUGAAACAGCAAUUCUAUGGUAUACAUCAAUUCGUCCAAAUUUGUAUAGUUUACAAAGAAGAAUACCAAACACCACCACCACCAGUGAUUGGUUAAUCAUUGAAUCUAAACCCAAUUCUGAUUGGUCAACUUAUCGUUUAUGUUUAUGGAAAUGUUUACGUUGGAAAAUGGCUGCAAAAUAUACACAGUUUUUAACACCGUUAUUAUUAGAUUUGAUAAAUUCUGCUAUUCAAUCUGGUCUAAGCAAAUCAUCGGAACAACUACUGUUAACUAUCUUGAAUUUGUUCGCACAAUUCACCAAUAUUAAAUCAAUUUAUAUGGAGAAAGAAUUUAAACAAAACAUUUAUCAAUUAUUGAAAUUUAAACAACCUUCGAUACAAAAAGCAGCAUUCAAUUGUUUACUGGCUUAUAAGAAACCAGCAAUUAAUAAUUACCAAGAACAAAUUGAAAAGAUUAUCAAUCCACAAACAUUUCGUGAUGCUGUGCGUACAUUUCGAUUGGACACAAGUUUACAUUCUCCGGAACAUCGUGAAUGUAUUGGUGGAGUUUUGUUACGCAUAUUAUAUGGUCGAUUACAAUUAGCCAAAGGUCAAUUCACCUCAGCUAUAUUCACUAAUUUAGCACUGUGUACAAAUGCUGAAUUGAAUUUAUUUUUAAGUUUCCUAUUAGAUCCAUUCAUGAAAGAAACUGAUUGUAUGCCAUUAUCUACUUGUACGAGUACUGAUACAGAUAAUAAUAGUACUACUGUUAUAACAUUGGCCAAGUGUAUUGAAUCAGCUCGACAACGUGUUCAGCAUACAAUGGAUGGUACAGAUACAUUGUCUUGGUCAAGAUUACACGCGCUGUCACAAAUUAUCAAUCAAACAUUAAAUUAUCUUGGUCAUCGUUUAAAUAUUGUCAAUUUGACUGAAAAUGAAUCAUUGAAUCCAACUGACAAUGAACAGCAGCAACAUACUACUACUAAUUCCACAGAGCUUUCUAUCAGCAAACAACGUGCUGAUCUAUUAUUAUGUCUAGCGCUCUCUUUAUUGGCUAUGGUUUAUAAAUUAAAACAAAUCAAAUUGGAAACAUUGAACACUGACAACACUAAAAACAAAUCAACAAUUAGUCAUCAUUCUCGUCUACCUUUACCAUCACAAAUCAAAGCAGUACGUACUGCGGCAAUCAAUUUACUCAUUCAUUUAUUCUCAUCAAAAUGGCUUUGUGAUAUUGAAUUUUGGGGUGAACGACAAAUCACCACCAACAACAUCAUCAUGAACAACCACAGCUCACCCAGUGUCAAUGAGGAUCGAUCAAUGUUAGUCAAACAAAUUUGUUGUUCUCCACUGGUUUUCAAUGAUCUAUUAAAAAGUUCCACAUUGACAUUGAAUCAUUUAGUGAUACAAUUAAGUUAUUUAUGGUCAUCGAAACAAAUCAAUGAGGAUGGGUAUUUAUGUAUGAAAUUUUUCGAUCAUGCCUUAUUGCAUACCCUGUUGAAAUUGUUAAAUUCACAUUAUACUACUAAUAUGCAUAAAAGUAGAAGUAGUAGUAGUGUGGUAAAAGUCAAAAAUGAAAUUGUUGAGAAAAUUAUUGAAAUUGUAUAUAAUUUAACAUUUCUACCUGAUAUCUGUACAACAGGUCGUACCUUGCUACAAUCAUUUCAUUCGGAAUUAGUUGAUUACCUGAAAAAACGUCUACAUGAAUUAUGUCAAGUGAAAUCAACAUAUUUUAUUAAUCUUGGCAAAAAACCAUUGAGUGGUCAACGUUUACAACAUGAAUUUCAAUUGAUCAGUUAUUUAGCUCAAUCAUUGAAUUGUCCUCAACAACAACAAAAUAAUCUUCAUGGCUUAACCCCAAUUGAUGCUGAACGAUUAUUGCAAGCCUUAUUACAAUUGUUACAACGUUCUUCUAUACGUUCAUUGCGUAACAACUACAAUACUGUCAGGUCAACCACAACGUCGUCAUUUAAUAGACGACCUGGUAUAUUUGUCAAUUCGGAUGAAUCAGCUGCACGUUAUGAUUUACAGUUAGCUACAGGUGAAGCAGUUGAAGCGGAACUUAUACAAUCUAUACAUCAACUUGUACAAAUUACACCGAAUAUUACGAUUUAUUUAAAGAAAAUACUCGAUUUAUUUAUCUGCUCAAAAUCUCGUAUUGCACGUAGUCUUCUAUGUCAAGUUGUUGGUGUGUGUACAGCACGUUUAACAACCAAUUGGCCAAGCAAUUUGAUUGAAAUGAUUGAACAAUUGAAUGAUAGAAAUCAGGCACCGACAGCAGAUGAUGAUGAGGAGGAUAAUAACGUGGAGAAGAAGAAGAAGGAGAACCAACAGAAGCACCAGAAACAUCAUCAACCGUUGAGAUUUAUUAGAAAAUAUUUAUCGGCCAAUAAUCAAUCAAAGGAGGAGGAGGAGGAGAAUUUAUUGAAUAAUUUAACACAACGUGUUCUAUUAAUGUUAAAUUCCUGGGAUCUAAGUCAUAUUGAACAACCCGAUUUAAAUCAACGCGUGGACGGUUUCAAUUUACUCAAUGAAUUAUGUGUACUGUUAAAAUUCAAUCAUGCACCACCAGAACAAACACUGUAUUUACAUCGUGCCGGUUUAAAUUGUGCUCUGUACACAUUGAAUCAUGAUGAAUUACAAUUGCGUGAUACAGCAUUGGAUUACGCAACCAAUUGUGUCCAGUGUAUUCAUCAGGCUAGAUUAGCCAGUAGUAAUCCAUCUCCCAGUAAUGAUGAUGAUGAUGACGAUGUUUAUUACAAGGAAUUAAUUUUAAAAUGUCUUUGGGUGAAUUUAAUCAAAUCAUUACAGAAUACCAAUAAUAAUAAUAAUAUUAGCACAACCACAACACUGAGCACAAAACGAUUACAUUUAUUACGUUUACUCAAUACCAUGAUACGUACGUAUCAAUCACGUGAUCGAUUUAUGCCAUUAGCUUUACUAUUAGACAAUCAUUCAGUGAGUAAUGAUUUCUAUACAAAUUUACAAAGUGGUACAUUAUCACGUCAGUGUUGUGCUAUGCGUCGAUUGGCAUUGUUUUUACAAAAUCCCCUAACUAUCAUAUCACGUCGUCAAUUGUUGCAAGCGUCCAAUCGUUGUCAUCAGGAUAAGAAUGGUAGUAGUGCAAACAUACAAUUUCCUAUAUCACAAAAAGAUUUACGUCAUCUAUUCUUACCAAUCAUAUGGUACUACUUGGAACCGGAAUUGAAUUCUUCGGUACAUUAUAAUCAUACUACUGAUAAUCAUAAUAGUAAUAGUAAUAUGACAAAAUAUCAUAAACAAUUGAUUACGCAUAGUUUAGAUGCUCUAAGCGGGUUAGCAAAACAUUUACAAUGGAAAUUUUAUAAAAUUCUGCUAGAAUCACUCAUGACACGAUUGAAUUCAUGUGAAAAUAUUCAAUUUUUGUCAGAAAUUCUCAUCCGUCUAAUUGAUGCUUUUCAAGCGCCCAAUUGGAAAUGUUCCAUUGAUGGUGAGGUUGAUGAUGAUGAUGAUGAAUUGGGCGAAGCGCAGGUGGAUGAAAAUGCCGCAGUGCCGAAGGCAUCAUCAUCAUCAGUUCGUGUGAUUCCUACAAAUCAACGCAGUCAACUGUCGAAAGACGAUGUGAAUUCGCCAAUUCUACAAUAUAUGCUUAGUGUAAUUCAACGCUUAGAACCAUUCAUUGUGAAACCGAUUAAAACUAACCACACGGAAUCGAUCGAUGGUAAAAACAAGAAGCCCGUGCAGCAUCAACACCAUCAACAGCACCAGAAAAAAACCGACACUAUCAAUAAACCAUUGAAAAUCUCCCUGGUUAUCUCAUUAGUAAUGUUACUUCGACGUUUACCACCAGGUUAUUUAGAAUCACGUCUACCAAAUCUUAUAUUCCGUGUAGUGGAUAUUCUACGACCAUCACAUGAUAUCCCUUAUGAAAUACGUCAUGAAGCUGAAAAAUCAUUAGCACGUAUUGGACGAUUACUAGGUCCUAGUAAAGCAUUAGACAGACUAUUUCAAAUUGUCAAUCAACAGUUGGAUCGUGGUGGUUAUACAUUUUGGCAAAUUCGACUGUAUACAUUACAUCAGGUUUUAAGUGAAGUAGAACAAGCUAUUCAGUCGGGUGAAGUUUCAUUUAAAUCUGGUCAAUUAGAUUAUAUUGGUCAAAUAUUAAGUCGACUUUAUUUAGAUGAACUAGUUGGACGAUUAGCUGAAGAAAUCGACUCGAGACGUUCAGCUGGAUAUGUGGAAGCAACACGUGUACAAGAAUUAUCAUCAAUGCAUGAUUUAAGCGGUGGAUCGAUGACCGCCUCCAAUUUACCUGAAGCGAAUGGAUUAAAAUCACCUGAUGGUAUGACACGUCUAUGUAGAUUAUUAUCCGCUGAAGGUGUGAUGAAUUUAUUUGCCGAUAUAAAAAUUGCACUACAUUGUGCUGUAUCUGGUACACCUCUCGGCGCAUCAUUAUUACUGACCAGUAAUCAACCACAGUCAACCAGUACAAAUCAUAAAUUCUCUUCAGUCAAUCAAUCUGUUGGUUGUGGUCUACGAUUUCGUCAUAGAGCUUUAGCUCGAUUAGAAUGUACAUUAGAACGUUUACCAACGAAAAAUGGAAUAUUCUCGAAUAGAUUUCUUCAAUCAACUAAUAUUCAUGUUGUUUUGUGUUUAUUUAAACAACUUGUCAAUGAGAACUUGGAACAAACAAUCAAUGAGAACGAUUUAAAUGAAGAAAAGAAUCAUUCCCCAGACAGUGCUCAUGAUCAGCAUAAUACUGUCAUCACUGGUUGGUAUCCAGCAUCGUCAUCAGCCAAAUCCAAACUAUUAACACCACGUUGGAAUUAUUUAGAAUUAGAUCGGGAACCAACACGUGAACACAAUCCAUUAUUGACUCAAUCCGGUUUAACACAAUCUCAUGUGAUGAUAUCUUGUGGUUUAUAUCUAUUCAUCGGGUUGAUACGUUAUCAUUGGUUAAAACAAACUGAGCUGGAACAUUUACAGUUGUUGAAUGAAUUCAUCCCAAUGAUUAUCAAUUGUUUAAAUUCAAAGUAUAUUCAAAUAUUAAGUGCCAGCAUAAAAUGUAUUCGUUUGAUACUACUAAUUACUACUUGUAAAUCGAUUAUCAAUCAAAUCCCACAAUUUCAUGAUUAUUUAAAACAAAUCGGUGAGAAAUUAUUUGAUAUUUUAUCAAAUCACUCAGGUUUAUUAUCAUCGGAUAAAACAGCAACAACACCAACAGCAGUCGGAAAUGAUUACGCCAAGAAUCUAAUCACUGAUUUAUAUCGUACUUUAGCUUCAUUAGUUCGUGAUCAAUAUGACUACCGGUUGUCGAAAAAUCAAUUGUCAACCCUGUUGAACGCUGUCGAUAUUGAGCUAAGUCGAAACCUGUCGAUCAGUUCAUCAUUGACAUUAUUCCAUGCGCUACUGCAACGUCGUUUACGUGAUCCAGUUGUCCAAACAAAUGAUGAAAAUGAUAUUUUACAUUUUAUCGGAGAUCCUGAAUUAAAUCAUGAUUUACCGAUGUGUGACAAUCGCCUGACUAUUGCUAAACUCACUGAUCCGGAUUAUGAUUUAAAAACUGGUGCAGGCGGUGGGACACGUCUACUGGAUUUAUUUCAUCGAUUACAAUUAUUGGCUAUCACUAAUCCUUCAGAACAAAUCCGUGUGGAGUCACGUUGUUGUCUCAUCACUUUCCUAUUAAAUUAUCCGCAUAAAUUAAAAUUUCUACAAAGUUUCAUUGGUUUUUGUGUGAAACAAUUAGAAUAUAAAAAUCUAACUGGACGAUUAUCCGCUAUCAAUUUAUUGCAUAGUUUAUUAACUCAAUUACCGAUACAUCGUUUCAUUGGUCAUACAAAUCAUCGUUUAGAUGAGAUGAUUUUGUUAAGUAUUGGUGCAGCAAUUGAACGUGAAUCGUCGAGAAAAGCACGUAUCACUAUGUUACAUGUGAUACGUUUAUUAUUUCAAAAAUUACCUGCGGAUUUAGCUCAAUCGCAUUUUAACGAUUAUUUAUUGGAAUUUUUACAAGCUCCAUCUGAAACUAGGUUAUCAACACGUUUACUUGGUUUACAAAUGAUUAGUUAUGUAUUAAAUAGUCAGUUGUGUCUGUCUACGGAACAUUGUCGUAAUCAAUUGAUCAAAAUACUUAGUAUGGAUGUUUUACCCAGUGCAAUGAUUCAGCUGAAUCGAUUAAUUCAAUCGAAUUCUACCUUGAUGAUGUUUACUGGUUUACAUGAAUUAUAUCAUAAGGAAUUGGUGAAAACUACACCGAAAGAUGAAUGUCAUUUGAUGCGUAUUAUGAAAGAGGAUGCAAAAUGGAUGAGUGAAUUAAAUUUGUCCAAAAUGAAUCAUCUGGAUGAGGAUGAUGACGAUGUUGGUGAUGUUGAUGAUGAUGAUGAUGCUUCAAAGUCAGCGAACAACAAUGAACAACAACUAGUCAGUUCAGAGGAAGAAGACAACGAUGAUGAUGAUGAUGACGGUUACUGUGACAGUGUGGAUUUAGAUGCCGAUCAUGAUCCGUUUACUAAUGAUACAUUUGAAAUUGAAGAGAAUCAUGAAGAUGUAAUGAAUGAUACUACUACAACGACUACUACUACUACUACUACUACUGCUCAUUCGACAUUGUCUACUAGAAAGCUGAAAUGUUCCAAAUCGGCUCUAGAUAAUCAAUACUUUUUAUUGGCGCAUACAUUGGAGCAUGCAUUAAAACUAGCCUAUCAAUUGAUCAUUGAAUCGAAUGUUGAUUCAACUGUUGAUCCUGACACACAAAUUAAUGACAACAAUCAUAAUAUUGAUGCUUAUAUAUCUUCAGUUAAAAUGUCCGCAUUUUGGCGUGUCUUAUUAAAUGGCCCGAAAUAUUAUGGGGACCCAUCAUGUCCAAUCAUUGAAUUCCAAACGAACAAGCGACAUCGUAAUGCAUUGAAUAAACGUCGUGAACAAUAUAGUACAUUGUUUUCAACAGAUGUUACCACCACCAAUAAAAAAAUGAAAAUGAAACCGAAAAAAUGUAGUUUAUUAAUAGCAGGACAUCGUGAAACACGUGAAUGGGCAACGCGUUGUUUAAAUUUAUUAUUGAAAUUUGAAGUGUUGUCAAAUCAAAAUCGUCUCAGCACCAUAGAUUGUGAAUUAUCCGGUUUAAAUGUUCGAUCGGUGAUAUUUAGAAAAUUGCAACACAAUAAAUUGGGAUUAAAUAAAGUAUUACAAAGAAUACUGGAUGAUUUAUUAUUUCAAUUGGAAGUUGAUGCACGUGUACCGAUUUCUGAUGAAUGGUCGAAUGCGUUAUUGUCAAAUUUAAUUUAUCUUGGACAAUUAUUACACUUGUCUGUUGGACGUAAAUCAGUGUUGAAAAUAUUUCGUUUAGCUAAUAAAAUUUCAUUGGAUGAAUUAAAUAAUCGACCACAAUAUUAUUGUCAGAGACUAUUGGCUUUGAAAUUAACUACUGGUCUGUUAUUACGUCUACCACAUCCAAGUACAACACAAUUAUUCAAUAUGUUCACACCAAUCAAUAAUCAAUCUUCAAACAACAAUAAUGAAUCUGACCAUGAUCACCAGUUGUUGCCAGUUGAUGAUGAUGAUCAUGAUGAUGAUGACGAUCAUCAAUCUGUCGACAAACCAAUUCCAGCUUAUUUUGCCUAUUUACGUUCUGCUUCUAAAUUGAUUAGUCGAGAAUUUCGUCAACGUGAACGAUUAGCAUUUACUGCUGCAGCAUCAUUAGCUUCAACUGUUGUAGUACAAGAUGAUACAAGUGCAAUUGGUGCUAGAAUACGUCUACGUGGUAUGCAUUUAUCGAAAGAAUUAACUGUCCGAGCAAAAUCAAGACGUAGAAGAGCACAGGCUCGCCUUCGUCGUGCACUUAUGUCUGGUACAAUUAGACCAGAGAGUGCAAACAGCCUUGUUGCAUCUGUAACCGCUGGAAUGGCUAAAGCAGGACCGGAUCAAUUAAUUGAAUUAAUUGAAUCAACAGAAUCUGCUCUUACUCAACAAUUAGGUGAUGGAAAUCAUCAACUUAUUCAAAUUAUAUGCAAUCGUGCAUCGGCAGGUGCUCGUCAUAUUCGUGAACGACGUAAUCUACACAAAGCUACACGUAAUGCUCUUGGUAUAGCAUGGAAUGGUCCAGUGAAAAAGAAAUCUAAACAAUCAUUAGAUGAUGUAACAACAUCUCAACCAAUGGAAACAAUGAACGAAAUCGAUACAUCGGUUUCUUCUUCGAAUAACCAAUUGCAUAAAAGGAAAUUAUCGUCAAUUGAUAAUGAAGAAUCUGAUGACAACAACAAGAAAAUGAAGAAAUCACGCGUAUAAGCUUGUAACUCUUAUGAAAUGAUAUUUUGUAUUGUAAUAUUUGUAUUCAAUAAAUAUGAG
Messenger RNA from Schistosoma turkestanicum, 9063 nucleotides. NCBI's taxonomy places the organism in Eukaryota, Metazoa, Platyhelminthes, Trematoda, Strigeidida, Schistosomatidae. The record is from the annotation of a GenBank genome assembly.